UUUGUCCUCACCCAGCCACUGUAGAUAGUCCCAGCUGUUUUUUUUCCAACCUAGGUUUAUUUUUAGGGCAAAUGAAUAUGAUAGUCUGCCCAAAAUUCAACGCAGUGGUAAUGUCAAGUAAAGAUAGCCUACACGUUGUAAACUAUUGUACGCAAUGGCAUUGCUGUGCAGCCUUUAUCGCAAAGGGAGUGAGCUAUGAAAGCGCCGCGAUUUAGCCUAGUAAUUUACCAGUAGGCUACUAAACCGCGACAAUAUUGUAUCUCGUAGUGACCUUUUAGUUUAGGGCGAUGUUAUACAGAUUCGGCGUCAUUCUCACUCCGGAGUGCCCGGAUGUAGAGGUGUUUGUGUUAGGGUCCCGUCCGGAGAUGGGUCAUUGGGACCCAAACAAUGCAGUUCUGAUGAAACGGACGCAGGUGGUUUUGUCCAUGCGCGAACCUUGCCUCUGGAUCGCCGACGUGCAUCUGACAGAACCGUGCCAAGAGAGCCUGUGGUUGAAGUUCAUCAAACGAGUGGGGGGCAAUUUCAUCUGGGAAGGCAACGGUUCCCACCACGACAGAUGUUGUGUGUACGACCAGAGCAACCUGGUGGACGGGGUGUACUGCCACCCUAUUGGCCACUGGAUCGAGGAGACAGGUCAUACGGACGAGAUGAAGCACACGACUGACUUCUACUUUGGCGUGGCUGGCCAGCAGGCCAUGCAUUUCAACAGAGUCCUGCCCCGGGUGUUUCUGGGUAGCUGCCCUCGCCAGGUGGAGCAUGUGACCCUUAAGCUGAAGGAAGAGCUGGGUGUUACCGCAGUGAUGAACUUUCAGACGGAGGGGGAUAUGGUCAACAACUCGUCCGGCUGCCGCCGCGACCCCGGGCAAGAAAUGACCCCAGAGACCAUGAUGCACCUGUACAGGGACUGUGGCCUGGCGUACGUGUGGAUCCCAACACCAGACAUGAGCACUGAAGGCCGGACUAGGGUGCUUCCCCAGGCUGUCUUCCUGCUGCACGGUCUCCUGGAGAACGGUCACACGGUCUACGUUCACUGUAACGCUGGCGUUGGGCGCUCCACCGCAGCCGUGUGCGGUCUUCUCAUGUACGUCCUGGGCUGGAGCAAGAGGAAGGUGCAGUACUUUGUCACAGCCAGGAGGGCGGCGGUGUACAUCGACGAGGAGGCACUGGUAAAUGCCCAGGAGGACUUCAUUCAGAAGUUUGGACGCCUGCGCACCUCUGUUUGCUACCCGCAAACAUGAGGGUAGAACCCCCUGUGGUGUGGAGUGUUGCUGCCUAGCUGUGCAUGGCUGUCUGCCAGUGUGCCAUAGAGACAGUGGAGAAAAUAUAUUUAGUUGAAGUACUGCAUUAAUAAUCUGUACACCCGGCAUGAUUUGUGCGGAAGAUGCCAGAAGGUGAAAUAACUUAAGUGAAUAUCAACCUCUGCACUGAUUUGAUCCAAUGCAAAUUACCAGUUUAGUUGAGUGGCUGUCAUAAACUGGUCAAUGACGAGGUACCCGGAGGGAAUUCUACUAGCUGCUGCCAACAGGUUCAGAAAGCUAUUAAUACUUAUCAUUGUGAUGUGAUUGUUUUGUAGCUUUGGGGUUGUUUUUCAUUUAUUUAUUGAAGGUAUUAUUUCUAAUUGUGUCGUGAAAAGGCAGUUGAGUCCAGAACAUUGUCUGUAGAUUUCUGUUGUUAUCUGCAGGGGUUUUAGAAGGACCUUUUGUUCAACCCUUGUUUUUAUUAAUCAAUGAACAGAGCUGACAUUUCAAAAAGGCACCUUGAAGCUGUUGUGACUGCAGAGCUGCUAAUGGAAUACUUAUGACUGACUGAGACAUGUAGCUCCUGCAGGAUCCAGCCUGAGUUGCGGAUCCAGACAACAGUAAAUAUAAACUGGGUCAGGCACAAAGUCAGUGGCAAGGUGAGAAUUUCACUGUCAUCAUGAGGGCGAGUUUAGGAAAGAAGAGAAAUAUAAACUGCUCCUCUUUUGCUCUCAGCCCAUCUUCUAUCCACAUUAUACUCCUCAGUAAGAAGGGAUUACUGCUGUGUCACCUCCGCUACCUUCUGAGAGAAAUUCUGUCUUUUCAUAGUCAAUGGUGGCUCCCUGCAAAUACAAAUGAUGGUUGCUUUUGUUAUGUCGAAGCCUUAAUGCUGCUGCAAAUAGGAAAAUGUAAUUUCCUGCAAAAUAAAAAUAAAUAAAAAGCCAGCCUG
Messenger RNA from Oncorhynchus tshawytscha (Chinook salmon), 2187 nucleotides. RefSeq names its product EPM2A glucan phosphatase, laforin (gene epm2a). The coding region runs from base 288 to 1238 and encodes 316 amino acids. Gene Ontology annotation, cellular component: cytoplasm; nucleus. Gene Ontology annotation, molecular function: starch binding; protein tyrosine/serine/threonine phosphatase activity; carbohydrate phosphatase activity. Lineage: Eukaryota; Metazoa; Chordata; Actinopteri; Salmoniformes; Salmonidae. Gene Ontology annotation, biological process: protein dephosphorylation. The transcript has 4 exons. The record is from RefSeq and is a predicted model, not a curated record.